CGACACAGUUUACCCAUGGCAGCUCGCAGGAGAGCUACUCCAACUCCAACAAUACAAACAACAACAAUUUCUCAAGAAACUAUGGCUGACCCUCCAAUUUCUCCUCCAAAAUCAGCCUUCAUUCUUAAAUUCUUUUUGUUACUUCUAGCUCCUUACUCUUAUUUCCUCUUCUUCCACUACAAGAUCCACCAUGAUCACAGAAGAUCAAUUCUCAUCAGUUUUGCUCUCAGUCUUGCUGGCUUUUUCUUCACUCUCAGGCUCAUUCCCGUCGCUUCCAGAUAUGUUUUGAGAAGAAAUCUUUUUGGGUUUGAUAUUAAUAAGAAGGGUACCCCUCAGGGUACUGUCAAAGUGCCUGAAUCAUUGGGUAUAGUGAUUGGAAUAGUGUUCCUCGUAUUGGCAAUUUUGUUUCAGUAUUUUAACUUCACAGCAGAUUCCAUUUGGCUUGUUGAGUACAAUGCAGCUUUAGCAUGCAUCUGCUUCAUGACUCUACUUGGAUUUGUGGAUGAUGUCCUUGAUGUUCCCUGGAGAGUGAAAUUACUCCUUCCAUCAAUUGCUGCCCUUCCAUUAUUGAUGGCAUAUGCUGGACAUACAACUAUCAUAAUACCCAAGCCUCUCUCCCCAUAUGUUGGACUUGAGGUGUUAGACCUAGGAUGGAUGUAUAAGCUAUAUAUGGGUCUUUUGGCCGUUUUCUGCACAAAUUCCAUUAACAUUCACGCUGGUUUAAAUGGUCUUGAAGUUGGGCAAACAGUUGUAAUCGCAUCUGCGAUUUUGAUACAUAACAUUAUGCAAAUUGGAGCAUCUGAGGAUCCUGAGUACCAACAGGCCCAUUUAUUCUCUGUUUAUCUUGUUCAACCUUUACUAGCCACCUCCAUGGCUCUACUUUCUUACAACUGGUAUCCUUCUUCAGUUUUUGUCGGAGAUACUUUUACAUACUUUGCUGGGAUGACUAUGGCUGUUGCUGGGAUUUUAGGCCAUUUCAGUGAGACACUCCUGCUUUUCUUUUUACCUCAAGUAAUAAACUUUCUCUUGUCACUUCCCCAGCUUUCUGGCUAUGUCUAUUGCCCCCGGCAUCGCCUGCCUAGGUUCGAUCCUCAGACAGGAUUGCUGACUGGAACUAAUGAUGGAACCCUCGUUAACGUCUAUUUAAGGAUGUUUGGCCGGAAGACUGAAAAGUCCCUUUGCAUUCAUCUUCUUCUUGUUCAGGCUAUUGCAUGCUGCUUCUGUUUCUUGCUGAGGUAUUUACUUGCCGGCUGGUACAAAUGAGCUUACCACAUCAAAAUAUCGCUAAUUUAACGCCACAUUUGCUUUGCUGGGGAUUGAUGGAUUGGUCAUCUAAUUCAUUGUUGUUCAGAGGAAUCAGUUAAUCUUUCAUUAGACAGCAAUUACUUUGCAGAUUGAGAUUUACUACAUCAUGUAAUUUAGCUUUUUUCUUUUUUUUACAUCAUCAUGUAAUUUAGCCUUUUAUAGAAAAUAAAUUUUGUUAGAAUAGAAUCUGUUUUAGCCCUUUUGUUGUGUCGUCAGGUUAUACACAAAGUCAAUCAGAAUUUCAAAUGAUAGGAUCUCUAUUCUCAUCA
Messenger RNA from Mercurialis annua (annual mercury), 1574 nucleotides. RefSeq lists its product as uncharacterized. The transcript is spliced from 11 exons. Lineage: Eukaryota; Viridiplantae; Streptophyta; Magnoliopsida; Malpighiales; Euphorbiaceae. Gene Ontology annotation, biological process: dolichol-linked oligosaccharide biosynthetic process; protein N-linked glycosylation. The record is from RefSeq and is a predicted model, not a curated record. Gene Ontology annotation, molecular function: UDP-N-acetylglucosamine-dolichyl-phosphate N-acetylglucosaminephosphotransferase activity. Gene Ontology annotation, cellular component: membrane. The coding region runs from base 16 to 1263 and encodes 415 amino acids.